UGCCACCUUUGUCUUUAGUAUUAUAUUUAAUUUUACUUUCUUGCUUCACACUGACUCUUCCUUUUUCACUGUUAAAUAAAAAGAUAGAAGAAUUUCAGGCAAGAGAAAGAAGAGAUUUGCACUAUGUGAUGAAGAAUCAGAAUCAACACUGGCCAGGAAACAGACUAUCUUUUCUGCGGAGCUGGAUGUCAUGCCUCUUCUUGCUGGACAGACAAGUGUGAUGAGUCACUCUAAAGAAAAUAACUCCAAAAUUUUGGAUUGCUAUUUGAAUUUAACAGUAGAUGCCCCACUUAUGACUGAGAAACAGAAGCAGGAUUUAAACCCUUUGAUUAUAAAGAUCAGGUCUGUUGCUUACCUUCCAAUGGGUCCUGUGCCUCUUGAUCAGCUGCAGAAAAUGUGUGUUCCAGUAUACUGUAAAUACAAGUUUCAUGACAGUCCUGUUCAUCAGACUCAAGGACAACCCUAUGGAACACAUAUUUAUUUUGAUGAUGUCAAUGUAAUUCUCCUAGGGGCACUGGACCCUCAUAAUCUUCGUGAAUACCUGGAAGGGCCACCAAUGGAGGUCGAAAUCCAUGACCGAGAUAGACAAGAGGAGGCAUAUUUACCUGUACCUUCUCUAUUUGGGGACAAUUUGGCUGAUGCAAAUCUGAGCAAAGUGAGUCAUGUUACUUACAACGUAGCCGAAAACCCAGCAGAAGUCAUUAACAAGAAGUGGGAUCCUUAUGGGAUCGCUAAGGUUGGUUUUGCUGAUCUGCUGCUUGGUCAAAAGUUGAUGGACUUGUUUGUGCCCAUUCACGGAUGUAAACCUGAUUCUUCUUACUUCCAAAAGGACAGCAAAGGACGUAGGAAAAGCUUUGGUGGUCAUAAUCCAACGAAUACUCUGCAAUCCACUCCAAUGCCCAUGGGCAACUAUUUUGAAUACUCCUCAUUGCUUAGAUUGAGGAUAGAAUUAUGUGUGCCUCUGAAGUUAGGAGUAGGCAUGGGUAAAGCUGCAAAUGAACGGUUUGGGCGCAUAAUUUAUAUUUUUGAUUCUUCAAAAAUUGACUUCUUGAGGGCUCUCCUGAAGAGUGUUACUGAAAUCAAUGCCAAGGCUCUCCACUUGGAAUCUUAUCCUCCUCAAGAUAUUCAAGAGGUGCUCUCAGCCUUUAAGGUGAAACUUAAAGAACAGACAAAUCUAGACCAGGAUGUGAUUACUGGAUUCCAUUUGUUAGAUGGACAGAUUCACCUCUUUAUUUUGGAAGGGUUGGCAGAGCAAGGACUGAAGAGGCUGUGGGAAAGACAUCCAAAUCGUGCACCAGGUUCAGAAGAAGGAAAGUUUCAAGUUUUUUAUAACUCGGAGUUAACAUUUCAUAAACGUCUGUAUGCGGAUCUGGAUGCGAUGUUAUACCAAGUCCAUCUCUGCAAACCUCUUUCAGCUUUAGUGAAACAGUCAAUGAUUUUUGUCAGAGGACUGAUUCCUCAACCAUCCUUUCAAGCCCUGAUAAAGCUCGACUCCAUCUGUCAUAGCAACAAACUCAAGGAUGUCAUAGAAGGAGAUCUGUUGCCUUCAGCAGAAAUGGUAAAAUGCAUGAGCCAAGAGUUUGGGGUUCCUAUGAGUAGGUCAGAAUUAUUAAUCCCAAGUCCGCUGAAGAGAGUGCCAUCUGCUCUUUUAAAGGUAGAAGGGCCAAGAAAACAAAUACACAGCUUUUCUUCCCUAAUCAAAUUACAUCAAGAAAAUUAUCUACGGUGGAAAAAGGACAUGGAGAUGAAACGAUCCAUAGCACCAACCUACAUUCAGAAAAACUUUUUUAGAGCAUCUCGAGUGAAAAGGACCUCCCAGAAGCCUGAAGUGAAAACAAUCAGAAUUAUUCCUGCUGAUAAGAAGUCUGUAUAUAACUACAGCAUUCAGACUUUGAACUCGGGGGAGCUUGCAAAGCAGCAAUUAAUUGCUCAGAUGGACAAGGAACGAGGGAAAAGGUUCACUUACUCUCAAAAAUACCUUGCAUCCAUUCCAGAACCUUUGGGUCUGACCCAGCAGAUACCCAAAUCUAAGUUCUGGCUCACUCCAGAAGGAUUUCAAGUUCCUGGAAAUCAGACUAGUUUUGAAAGUAAUCGACACCCAAAGAGUCCAGAUCCGAAUCGGGUAGAAGAAUUAAAAGAGUCAUGGCAAGAGAAUAGGCUAUUUGCUAAUAUUUUGAAGCCCGUCCUGGAUAGGGACAGGAUGAGCUGGGAGCAGAGGCAUUUGGAUUUUGACAUUUACAAGAAGCCACACUCUACUAUACUUCUUCCUGAUGAAAAAUUUUCCAUAAGAGGCAAGGCGAAAACUAACCAGAAGAAUCGAGUCCUUUAAUAACUGAUCCUGUUGCUUACUAGCAAAUUGUAAUCAUCAAACCUGUUCCCCAAAGAAAUGCUUCUGUUUCUAAAACCAACUGCAUUUAAAAAACAACAUAUUGAAAGCAAAUGGAUAAAUGGGUUCACCAUAUAUGUACUGAACUUAGGAGAGAAAAACUGCCUGCAGCCCCAGCCCCAGCCCCACUCCCAC
Messenger RNA from Vombatus ursinus (common wombat), 2521 nucleotides. RefSeq lists its product as uncharacterized. The record is from RefSeq and is a predicted model, not a curated record. The transcript is spliced from 9 exons. NCBI's taxonomy places the organism in Eukaryota, Metazoa, Chordata, Mammalia, Diprotodontia, Vombatidae. Bases 191 to 2329 code for a protein of 712 amino acids.